AUGCAACUGUUCGUGGAGAGUCGCGGGAAGAUCAAGGGGGCCUACUUUCCCCUGGAGAUAAACAUGCCGGAGGAUGCUACGCUCGGAAUGCUAAAGAAUGGCAUUGCCCACUUGGUUCCGGCACUUCCCAUCGUGCGCCAACGUCUCACAGACGCUCAGAAGAGGCCAUUGGUGGGCGACGAAAAGCGCCUCACGGAUCUGGGCAUUGAGAACAACGCGCGCUUGUCGGUCAAGGAUCUCGGCCCACAGAUCAGCUGGCGCACUGUCUUUCUUGUCGAAUAUGCUGGCCCCUUGCUCAUUCACCCCAUCAUUUAUUAUCUGGCCCCUCUCGUGUGGUCGUACUUCGGGUUCCAGUAUGACAAGUCUCUCGUGCAAAAGUUGGUCCUUGUUCUGGUGGUGCUGCACUUUGCCAAGCGUGAGUUCGAGACGGUCUUUGUGCACCGUUUCUCGAAUGCUACAAUGCCGGCCUUCAACAUUGUCAAGAACUCGGGUCACUACUGGUUGCUCUCCGGUGUACUCCUUGCGGGUGGUGUCUACUCUCCAUCGCUGGGCGCACAGGCUGUCAAAGGGACGAUCCGCGACAACCUCGUGUAUCUUGGAGCCUGCUCUCUACUGUGGACUAUUGCGGAGCUGGGAAACUUACAGUCGCACCUCAUUCUCAUGAAUCUGCGCCCGAAAGGCACUCGUGUGCGCCAGAUUCCCCGGGGCGCUCUGUUUGAGCUAGUGAGCUGCCCCAACUACUUCUUCGAGUCGCUCGCCUGGCUCGCAAUUACUCUCAUGACUCUCUCCCUCAGUGGCCUCAUAUUCCUUGUCGUUUCUACGGUGCAGAUGACUUUGUGGGCCAUCAAGAAGCACAAGAACUACCGCAAGGAGUUCGCCGACCAGUACCCUCGUCAGCGUAAGAUCAUGUUCCCCUUCGUUUUUUAG
Messenger RNA from Malassezia sympodialis ATCC 42132, 927 nucleotides. RefSeq names its product trans-2-enoyl-CoA reductase (NADPH) TSC13 (gene TSC13). Gene Ontology annotation, biological process: very long-chain fatty acid biosynthetic process. Gene Ontology annotation, molecular function: protein binding; oxidoreductase activity, acting on the CH-CH group of donors. NCBI's taxonomy places the organism in Eukaryota, Fungi, Basidiomycota, Malasseziomycetes, Malasseziales, Malasseziaceae. The record is from RefSeq and is a predicted model, not a curated record.